This is a messenger RNA of Colias croceus (clouded yellow), 1807 nucleotides long. RefSeq names its product melatonin receptor type 1B-B-like (gene Mtnr). The transcript is spliced from 5 exons. Lineage: Eukaryota; Metazoa; Arthropoda; Insecta; Lepidoptera; Pieridae. Gene Ontology annotation, molecular function: G protein-coupled receptor activity. The record is from RefSeq and is a predicted model, not a curated record. Gene Ontology annotation, biological process: G protein-coupled receptor signaling pathway. Bases 286 to 1347 code for a protein of 353 amino acids. Gene Ontology annotation, cellular component: membrane.
UUAACGCACAAAUUUUUGAUAACAUUUAAUAUUAUAUUGCAUGAUAAAUAUUUUAGUGGUGUCUUAUUGGACGUUUAGUGAUUUUAUAAUUAAUAUAUUUUUAUACGAAUUGAUUGGAUUUAUGUCAUCGCGGUUUGUGUAUUAUCUCCGCAUGAAUUUAGUGAAAAAUUGCAAUCGAGGUGCUUUAAUUAGGAUACGAAGAUAUUGCUUGAAAGCAACGUACCGCACAAGGUUUACUUUGAAAUAAAAUUUCAUCAUUGUGGAGCAUACGGUAAGAUUCGCCCCAUGCAUGGGGUGGGCAUGCUCAAUAGAACAUCAAUUUCAGCGGUCACCGAAUACUCUCCGGUGACCCUCAGCGGGGAAUGGCCCAAGGUGGGCCGACUGAUAUUCAUGGUGUUGCUGUCUACCAUCGGGACCAUCCUCAAUGGCUUCUUCGUGGCUUCCUUCUUCGUCGAGUACAGUCUCAGAAGAGUCGGCUUCGUCUUUCUCGCUUGCGUCGGCAUGGCAGAUUUGUGUAUUACUGCUUGCGUGAUGCCGAUAUCGUCCGUGGUACUUCUAUCGGGAGAGUGGGACAACCAGUAUGUUUGCAACGCACAACAGUUCAUUACAGUUUCUGCAACAUACUGCUACAGCCUAUUCUUUUUGUGCGUGGCAGUUGAAGACUAUCUGAGGCUGUGCUGCUCCCAGGCCGCGUACGAUAAGCUGGUUGCCUGCAACACCGCUUUCAUCACGGUGUUUAUCUUUCUCUUGAGCUUCACACUCGGUGCCAUUGGCGUGUACUUGGAUCUCGACUACGACUAUUGUAAGCGCGUCCACCUCGGCAACAGCUACUUCAGAGUCUUUUCAACCGGGCUAUUUCACGUUCUACCAUCCGUUUGCACCAUAUACUGUCUGAUCUCAUCGUACUUCGGAGUCCGCCGUCGCGCUAGGCAACAAAUAAGUUACAAGCGCUCCCUUGCUUACGGACGUGACAGCUCUAUCGCUAUGUUAAAUAUUAUUGCAUACAUGCUAUUUUUCUCGGCCUGGAUGCCGUAUUUGAUCGCUUCCAUCGAUUUACGGGUCGUGAGCGACGCUAAGUACUACAAUAGUGUUUGGGUUGGCGUCGGUCGUUCGGUGUUUACGAGCUUUAUGUACGGUAUCCUGAACCGAAACUUCCGCCGCGCCUUCGCUCACCUAUUUAACUAUUGCUGCUGUAAGAGCACACUGUCAGGACCGCUCGCGAGCCGCCACCGAAGGGAGUAUAGACAAGGGACCAGUGAUGUAAGGGUGCACAUCAUGCACCAGGCGGUUAGCACCAGCUCCCCUCAGCGAGCCAUUACUUCCAUCCGCGAAACUCAAGAGUUGUAAACUAAUAUCCAGUCGAUUACAUUACUUAUAUAUGUGCAUAAAUUAAAAGCUUACAAAAUAUUUCAUCACUAAAAAUACAGAAUUGGUGUUAAAAACCUAAAUAUAACUAUAUAAACCAUAUAGAUGUUUAGCUCGUACCUACGUGCUUAAUAAUUACUUUUAUCAACUGGAACUCUUUCUUAUUUUCGCUUUCAAAAGUAAAAAGAGAAUCUGAAUCCAUUGCAAGUAUCCCACUGUUUCCGUCCGCGUAUCUCGAGGUUCUGCAAAACUUUUAAACAAGUUUAAGUACCUACGAUGUUAUCUUAUUACCUAUCUAGUAAAUCAAAAUACCUAUGCUAUGAAAUAAAUGAAACGUGCUUAUCCAAUCUAAACUAUAUUUUUUCUAAAAAGGCAGCAUGAUAUAAAUCUAUGGAGGGUUAUAUAUUUCUAUGUAUAUUUUUCAUCUCGCCGCCUUUCCUAG